AUGGGAAGUUCUCAACAAUACUGUCUAAGGUGGAACAAUCAUCGUUCUAACCUAUUGACAGUUUUCGAUCAGCUUCUGCAAAAUGAGGCAUUCACAGAUGUGACUUUGGCCUGCGACGGUGGAACCUCAGUUAAGUGUCACAAAAUGGUGCUCGCUGCCUGCAGUCCUUAUUUUCAGUGCCUGUUUACCGAUUUGCCGUGUCGACACCCCGUUGUCGUAUUAAAAGACGUAAAAUACAACGACAUGAAAGCCAUACUCGAAUACAUGUAUCGUGGAGAAGUGAACGUGGCACACGAUCAAUUGGGGGCAUUGCUAAAAGUAGCCGAGGCAUUAAAGGUGAAAGGUUUAGUCGAAGAAAACGGUAGGGAAGCGAAUAGUUCGAAUAAUUUUCCGCUUUCGACGACAAAAACUACGACGGAUCAGGACAGAAACGACGCGAGUUCUCCUCCGCGAAUAGGUACUUCGACCACGUCUAUUUCGAGUGUUCCACACUCGAGUGUGUCUCCUCCUCAUUCUACACACGGUAACGGUGAAAAUUGCUUGUCCAAUUCCUAUUCAAAGAGUCCUUACAUGUACGGUAAAAGUCCGGUCAUGGAUAGAAGUAGCAGAAUGAAUUUACCCAUGUGGGCGGUGCCUUUACCACAUCAUCCUUCGCCGGUUCCUCCGCCGAGUCAUCCUCACGCUGCUGCCACAGCGGCUGCAGCAAUGCUUUCUUCUUGCUACGAAGCUGCCAAUUCGGACAUGUCUCCAUUGAAAAGAAAAAAACUUCAGAGUUUGCUCAUGUCUAGAGACACUCCGAUUCUGAGAACGGUUUUAGGCCAGGGACAAGUGGAUUCUUCGCAGCCGGUUCCGUUGGUUUGUCAUCCGGACACACAGGAAAGAAUACAUUCGAACGGAUCUGCCCAGGAAAACGAACGGGGUUCGACAGUAUUCACGAAUAAUUAA
Molecule: messenger RNA, 945 nt
Organism: Pediculus humanus corporis (human body louse)
Lineage: Eukaryota; Metazoa; Arthropoda; Insecta; Psocodea; Pediculidae
Product: bric-A-brac, putative
Exons: 2
Coding region: 1-945 (314 amino acids)
Biological process (GO): regulation of transcription by RNA polymerase II
Cellular component (GO): nucleus
Molecular function (GO): protein binding
Source: RefSeq, a predicted model, not a curated record